AGGCGAGGUGCGGCCUCCGCUCAGGCGGGGGGCGUCGGCGCCGCGGGGCCCCGCCAUGGCAGCGUCCGAGCUCUACACAAAGUUUGCUAGAGUUUGGAUACCUGAUCCUGAGGAAGUUUGGAAGUCGGCAGAGCUGCUGAAAGAUUAUAAACCAGGAGAUAAAGUCCUCCUGCUUCACCUUGAAGAAGGAAAGGAUUUGGAAUAUCGUCUAGAUCCAAAGACUAAGGAACUGCCUCACUUAAGAAACCCUGACAUACUUGUGGGUGAAAAUGAUCUCACAGCCCUCAGCUAUCUUCAUGAGCCUGCUGUGCUCCACAAUCUCAGAGUCCGCUUUAUUGACUCCAAACUUAUCUAUACAUAUUGUGGUAUAGUCCUUGUAGCUAUAAAUCCUUAUGAACAGCUGCCUAUUUAUGGAGAAGAUAUUAUUAAUGCAUAUAGUGGUCAGAAUAUGGGUGAUAUGGAUCCACAUAUCUUUGCAGUAGCUGAAGAAGCUUACAAGCAAAUGGCCAGAGAUGAACGAAAUCAGUCCAUCAUCGUAAGUGGAGAGUCUGGGGCAGGAAAAACAGUUUCAGCUAAGUAUGCCAUGCGAUACUUUGCAACUGUAAGUGGUUCUGCCAGUGAAGCCAAUGUUGAGGAAAAGGUCUUGGCCUCCAACCCCAUUAUGGAGUCCAUUGGAAAUGCUAAGACAACCAGGAAUGAUAACAGCAGCCGUUUUGGGAAGUAUAUUGAAAUUGGUUUUGAUAAGAGAUAUCGAAUCAUUGGUGCCAAUAUGAGAACUUACCUUUUAGAGAAAUCCAGAGUGGUAUUCCAGGCAGAAGAGGAGAGAAACUAUCAUAUCUUCUAUCAGCUUUGUGCUUCAGCAAAUUUACCUGAAUUUAAAAUGCUGCGAUUAGGAAAUGCAAAUAACUUUCAUUACACAAAGCAAGGUGGCAGUCCUGUGAUUGAAGGAGUUGAUGAUACCAAGGAGAUGGCACAUACCAGGCAGGCCUGCACUUUGCUAGGAAUUAGUGAGUCUUAUCAGAUGGGAAUUUUCCGAAUACUUGCUGGCAUCCUUCACUUAGGCAAUGUUGCAUUUACAUCUCGGGAUUCAGACAGCUGCACAAUACCUCCCAAGCAUGAACCUCUCAGCAUCUUCUGUGACCUUAUGGGUGUGGACUAUGAAGAGAUGUGUCACUGGCUCUGCCAUCGGAAACUGGCUACCACCACGGAGACAUACAUCAAACCCAUAUCCAAGCUGCAGGCCACAAAUGCCCGUGAUGCUUUGGCCAAGCACAUUUAUGCCAAGCUCUUUAACUGGAUUGUAGAUCAUGUCAAUCAAGCCCUCCAUUCUGCUGUCAAACAGCACUCUUUUAUUGGAGUGCUGGACAUAUAUGGAUUUGAAACAUUUGAAAUAAAUAGUUUUGAACAGUUUUGCAUAAAUUAUGCAAAUGAAAAACUACAGCAACAAUUCAAUAUGCAUGUCUUCAAAUUAGAACAAGAAGAAUAUAUGAAGGAACAAAUUCCAUGGACACUCAUAGAUUUUUAUGAUAAUCAGCCUUGCAUUAAUCUUAUAGAAUCUAAACUAGGUAUUCUAGAUUUGCUGGAUGAGGAAUGCAAGAUGCCUAAAGGUACAGAUGACACUUGGGCCCAAAAAUUGUACAACACACAUUUGAACAAAUGUGCACUCUUUGAAAAGCCCCGUCUGUCAAACAAAGCUUUCAUCAUCCAACAUUUUGCUGACAAAGUGGAAUACCAGUGUGAAGGCUUUCUGGAAAAGAAUAAAGACACUGUUUUUGAAGAACAAAUUAAAGUUCUGAAAUCAAGCAAGUUUAAGAUGCUACCAGAACUAUUUCAAGAUGAUGAGAAGGCCAUCAGUCCAACCUCAGCCACCUCGUCAGGGCGCACGCCCCUCACCCGCACUCCUGCAAAACUGACCAAAGGUAGACCAGGCCAGACAGCCAAAGAGCACAAGAAAACAGUGGGGCACCAGUUCCGAAACUCCCUUCACCUGCUUAUGGAGACCCUCAAUGCCACUACCCCUCACUAUGUGCGCUGUAUUAAGCCCAAUGACUUCAAGUUCCCAUUCACGUUUGAUGAGAAGAGGGCGGUGCAGCAACUGAGAGCGUGUGGUGUCCUGGAAACCAUCCGCAUCAGUGCAGCAGGCUUCCCCUCACGGUGGACUUACCAAGAAUUUUUCAGUCGCUACCGUGUCCUAAUGAAGCAAAAGGAUGUGCUGAGUGACAGAAAGCAAACAUGCAAGAAUGUAUUAGAGAAACUGAUAGCGGACAAGGACAAAUACCAGUUUGGUAAGACAAAGAUCUUUUUCCGUGCUGGUCAAGUAGCCUAUCUAGAAAAAUUGAGGGCGGACAAGCUGAGGGCUGCCUGCAUCCGGAUCCAGAAGACCAUCCGAGGGUGGCUGCUGCGGAAGAAGUACCUGCGCAUGCGGAAGGCGGCCAUCAUUGUGCAGAGAUAUGUGCGGGGCUACCAGGCCCGAUGCUAUGCUAAGUUCCUGCGCAGAACCAAGGCAGCAACCAUCAUUCAGAAAUACUGGCGCAUGUACAUAGUCCGCAGGAGAUACAAGAUAAAACGAAUGGCCACUAUUGUUCUUCAGUCUUAUUUGCGAGGCUACUUGGCCAGAAAUAGGUACCGCAAGAUGCUCCGUGAGCACAAAGCAGUUAUCAUUCAGAAGUGGGUCCGGGGCUGGCUGGCUCGUACCUACUACAGGAGGAGUAUGCAUGCCAUCAUCUAUCUUCAGUGCUGCUUCCGGCGGAUGAUGGCCAAGCGUGAGCUAAAGAAGCUCAAGAUCGAGGCCCGCUCUGUGGAGCGCUAUAAGAAGCUCCACAUCGGCAUGGAAAACAAGAUAAUGCAGCUACAGCGCAAAGUUGAUGAGCAGAACAAAGACUACAAAUGCCUCAUGGAGAAACUGACCAAUCUGGAAGGAAUAUACACCUCUGAGACUGAGAAACUACGAAGUGACUUGGAGCGUCUUCAACUAAGUGAGGAGGAAGCUAAGAUUGCUACUGGACGGGUCCUCAGUCUGCAGGAAGAAAUUGCCAAGCUCCGGAAAGACCUGGAACAAACUCAGUCAGAGAAAAAAUCCAUUGAGGAGCGUGCAGAUAGGUACAAACAGGAAACUGAGCAGCUGGUAUCAAAUCUGAAGGAAGAAAAUACUUUGCUGAAGCAGGAAAAAGAGGCCCUCAAUCAUCUUAUCGUGGAGCAGGCUAAGGAGAUGACAGAGACUAUGGAGAAGAAGUUAGUAGAAGAAACAAAACAACUGGAACUCGAUCUUAAUGAUGAAAGGCUGAGAUAUCAGAACCUUCUGAAUGAGUUCAGUCGCUUAGAAGAACGAUAUGAUGACCUCAAGGAAGAGAUGACUCUGAUGGUAAAUGUGCCUAAGCCUGGACACAAGAGAACAGACUCCACUCAUAGCAGCAAUGAGUCUGAAUACACCUUUAGCUCUGAAAUUGCAGAAACUGAAGAUAUGCCAUUGAGGACAGAGGAGCCAAGUGAGAAGAAGGUACCUCUGGACAUGUCAUUGUUCCUCAAGCUCCAGAAGCGGGUCACAGAGCUGGAGCAGGAGAAGCAGGUGAUGCAGGAUGAGCUGGACCGCAAGGAGGAGCAGGUGCUCCGCAGCAAGGCAAAGGAAGAAGAAAGACCACAAAUUAGAGGCGCAGAACUGGAAUAUGAGUCACUCAAGCGCCAAGAGCUUGAAUCAGAAAACAAAAAACUGAAAAAUGAGCUAAAUGAGUUACGCAGGGCACUUAGUGAGAAAAGUGCCCCAGAGGUGACCGCUCCAGGUGCACCAGCCUACCGUGUCCUCAUGGAGCAGCUGACCUCUGUGAGUGAGGAGCUCGAUGUCCGCAAGGAGGAAGUCCUCAUCUUGAGAUCUCAGCUGGUGAGCCAGAAGGAGGCUAUCCAACCCAAGGAUGACAAGAAUACAAUGACAGAUUCCACAAUACUUUUGGAAGAUGUGCAAAAAAUGAAAGAUAAAGGUGAAAUAGCACAAGCAUACAUUGGUUUGAAAGAAACAAACAGAUCACCUGCUAUGGAUUGCCAUGAGUUGAAUGAGGAUGGAGAGCUGUGGCUGGUUUAUGAAGGGUUAAAACAAGCCAACAGGCUCCUGGAAUCCCAGCUCCAGUCACAGAAGAGGAGCCACGAGAAUGAGGCUGAAGCCCUGCGUGGAGAGAUCCAGAGCCUGAAGGAGGAGAACAACCGGCAGCAGCAGCUGCUGGCCCAGAACCUGCAGCUGCCCCCGGAGGCCCGCAUCGAAGCCAGCCUGCAACACGAGAUCACCAGGUUGACCAAUGAAAAUUUGUAUUUUGAGGAAUUAUAUGCAGAUGACCCUAAGAAGUAUCAAUCAUAUCGGAUUUCACUUUACAAGCGGAUGAUUGAUUUGAUGGAGCAACUUGAAAAACAAGACAAGACUGUUCGAAAACUGAAAAAACAACUGAAAGUAUUUGCCAAAAAAAUUGGUGAACUAGAAGUGGGCCAAAUGGAGAACAUAUCCCCAGGACAGAUCAUUGAUGAACCCAUCCGUCCGGUCAAUAUUCCUAGGAAAGAAAAGGAUUUCCAAGGAAUGCUGGAAUACAAGAAGGAGGAUGAGCAAAAGCUUGUUAAGAACCUGAUUCUGGAACUGAAGCCACGUGGUGUGGCAGUCAAUUUGAUUCCAGGGUUACCAGCAUAUAUCCUGUUUAUGUGUGUUCGACAUGCUGACUACCUGAAUGAUGAUCAGAAAGUAAGGUCAUUGCUAACAUCAACAAUUAACAGCAUCAAAAAAGUAUUAAAGAAAAGAGGUGAUGAUUUUGAAACCGUCUCCUUCUGGCUCUCUAACACAUGCCGAUUUUUGCACUGUUUGAAGCAGUACAGUGGAGAAGAGGGCUUUAUGAAACACAACACGUCUCGCCAGAAUGAACACUGCCUCACCAACUUUGACCUGGCUGAGUACCGGCAGGUGCUAAGUGACUUAGCCAUUCAGAUCUACCAGCAGCUCGUGCGGGUGUUAGAGAACAUCCUUCAGCCAAUGAUCGUCUCUGGCAUGCUGGAGCAUGAAACCAUUCAGGGCGUGUCUGGGGUGAAGCCCACGGGGCUAAGAAAGCGAACCUCCAGCAUCGCUGACGAGGGCACCUAUACACUGGACUCCAUCCUCCGGCAGCUCAACUCCUUCCAUUCAGUCAUGUGUCAGCACGGCAUGGACCCUGAACUGAUCAAGCAGGUGGUCAAACAGAUGUUCUACAUUGUUGGGGCCAUCACCCUGAACAACCUCCUUCUGCGGAAGGACAUGUGCUCCUGGAGUAAAGGCAUGCAGAUCAGGUACAAUGUCAGUCAACUGGAAGAGUGGCUGCGUGACAAGAAUCUGAUGAACAGUGGGGCUAAAGAAACCCUGGAACCUCUCAUUCAGGCUGCGCAGCUUUUGCAAGUGAAAAAGAAGACAGAUGAUGACGCAGAAGCCAUCUGUUCCAUGUGCAGUGCUUUAACUACUGCCCAGAUUGUCAAAGUGUUGAAUUUGUAUACUCCAGUUAAUGAGUUUGAAGAAAGAGUCUCUGUAUCAUUUAUUCGUACUAUACAGAUGCGUUUACGAGACAGGAAAGACUCUCCUCAGCUGCUCAUGGAUGCUAAACACAUCUUUCCUGUCACCUUUCCUUUUAACCCAUCCUCCCUCGCACUAGAAACCAUCCAAAUUCCAGCCAGCCUGGGCCUGGGAUUCAUAUCACGGGUCUGAAAGUGAUGUGAUGUCAAGGCAAACAGUGACAGUAAAUUUCUUGCCUGAAAUAAGAACCCGUUAUUUCCAGUGAGCUACUGAAAAUAUGCUCUAAAGAGAAAGUACUGAGUAUCUUUCAAACAAGAGGUUAUUAACUGGAAAUCUCCCUAAAUACUUUCAUCACCUUGGAGAGACAGAUAGGCUUCUUUGUACUGUGUUACCUUUAAUUCAUAGCAACACUCACCCUUGAUCAGUUAGGUAUCCUGAGUUACAUGCAGGUAAAUGGCAGACAGAAGGGGGAAGAGUGUCUCCAGCUGCCAGCAUUUAUUUUCAAUCCUUAGCACUGCAUCCUAAUGGUAUGGUAAAAAUGUAAAUUCCAGCUAUGAGCUGUUGUUAGGAAGGCACCAACAAAGAACCUCCUCUGUGUGAACCAGAAGAAUUGAAAGAAAAAUUGCCAUUGAGUACAUAUCAUAUCAGUUCAGGAAUCAAUUAUGUUGAUAUUGUCAAACUGGAUCAAAGAAAUAAACUGGCAAUAUGUAAAGUAAUUGGUCAAGUAACUUCCUUAUAUGUGUCACUCUGAUAUAGAGAUAUUAAGAGAAUGUUGGUUUGCCAUAUAGCAUAGAAGUCCAUUUGUACUGUAGUUUACUGAGCAUUUUAAAUUGCUGCUACAUACUGUAUACUUUAACAUGUAAGCGAUAUUCUUAUUAGGCACUACAACAGUAAGCUUCUCUUUUAUCAACUCUGUUUACAAUUCAGUCAGACCAUUUUAACUGGAUUAUGUGCAAAUAUAUACAGAUUCCCCUGCACGAGUAGCGGACACUGGGAAGUCAUGUAGUAAUAUGACAAAAUGUUUGACAUUUAGGGAUAGGAUUAGACAAAGUGGCUAUUGUUGAUGUCAUUAUUUAUUCAGAAUGUAUUACAUUGAUGUGCUCAUUAAUUUUCCCUGGGUGGAUAUCACAUCAGGGUACAGUGUUCUGUGAAGUGACUUAUUUUUAGUUCCCAGAUCAGAUUCCUGCACUGCAUAUUUUCAACCCAGCCAGGUUUUCUUUCUUCUUAAUUUAUUAAGAAUUAAUCUCAGUCACUAUCUAGAGAAGAGUGUCAGCAUAGUCAUGGUUCGGGUCUUGAAACCUUGAUUAUCCUAUAAAUUAUGCAAAACAAGGUAUAUAAUAAAUACUAUGAUUCCAUUUUUUUAGGCUUUGCAACUUCUAUAAAUGUUCUCAGUACCACUAGAUACUUUAAAGAGCGUCAUACUAGAAAUACUUUAAGACUUAUAUAAGAAGACUGCUGAAUUUUAGAGGAUUUGUUUCAGUAAGAGCCAGAUCCUAUAAGUUUCAUUCUGAAAUUCUAAUUAAACAUAUUCUCAGUUUUUCCUGGACAUCCUAUACAGUAAAUCUUUCAGGUUGUGCAAAAGCAAAUUCUUAGUUUUCAUUAGAAACUCUGGUUCUGAAUUACAAUCAUAGAUUUAUAUAACUUAACUGUUAGAUGGUCUAUGAAAAAUGACAUCUUAUUAAUACAUGUGCAAUAUUAAUGGAAGUCAAACAGUUUCAAAUCAAUGAUAAAGAUUGUUAUUAAAAGAUAAAUACUGUCUGUUAACUUA
Lynx canadensis (Canada lynx) is the source of this 7274-nucleotide messenger RNA. It is a transcript of the gene MYO5A, whose product is annotated as myosin VA. Gene Ontology annotation, biological process: actin filament organization; vesicle transport along actin filament. Bases 56 to 5698 code for a protein of 1880 amino acids. Gene Ontology annotation, cellular component: myosin complex; actin cytoskeleton; vesicle. Gene Ontology annotation, molecular function: actin filament binding; microfilament motor activity; ATP binding. Lineage: Eukaryota; Metazoa; Chordata; Mammalia; Carnivora; Felidae. The transcript is spliced from 42 exons. The record is from RefSeq and is a predicted model, not a curated record.